UCACUUCUAUCAUUUUCUAUCUCUAUGUCGGACGAAAUUCAUUAUAAAAAAGUCAUGAAAGGGUUUGGAUGGCUUCUAUUCCUCGUGCAUUACAAUGGAAUUACUGGCAGCAUAGCCACAUUUAUGUUUAAACAAAAGGCUGUCAAAGUGAAUGAUAUCUUGGACCUUCGACCUUACUUUCCUGGAAAGUCUUCCCGAAGUCCUAUCGAGUGUAGCCGAUCCUGCUCCAGUAUCGAGGGGUGUAUUUCACUGAUUUACGAUAAAGACUCGCAUGAGUGUAGAAUCUUCAAAUCCGACAUUGCCGAGAGAAAGCGAGAGGAGUCGCGAGAUUUUGACAAGAAGACACAGUGGGUGUACUAUCACAUAAUCAAAGAGUGCGGUUCUGACGAAACUUUUUGCCCUCAGGAGUACUCAUUUACACCAGAUCUGUGUUUCUGUUUUCAAUAUUUUCCGGGUAAACUGAACCAUGUAGCUUCUACACUGAAUUGUCGAGCAAACAGCGCCAUGGCAUCCGGCAAUGUGAAUAGAAAGGCAAACCUUGUCAGAAUUGACAGUCCGGCCAAACAGUGGAGAGUUGAGGACUACCUACGAUCUAUAGAUAUCAAAACCUCCGAGGGAUUUGUCUUCAUCCAGGGAGAAAAGGAGGGAGACACAUGGUACUACAGUGACACGAAAACAUCUCUGAAGUACACAAACUGGGCCGAGGGCGAGGGAACCACCGAAGAAAAACCACAUAUCGCACUGUCAGUCACCAAUUUCUCCUGGUAUAGCAAAGACAACGAGUCGGAGUACCCACAACUUUGCGAGAUUCCUCCGCCAGACUAUUUAUUUGUUCCCUAACAGGAGUCACGUGCCAUCGUUCUUGCAAUGGUUUGGGAUAUGUGCUGUAAAUCACUUUUUAUUAGCGACAAAAUUAUUUUUGUGUAUUUUCACGAGACUUUUUGCUCGCCAAACUCUCUCGGGAAAAUAAGAUAUCAGCAAAAUUUGGUUUUCCACAUUAGAUACAGUGAUCGGCAAAUCGUUGAACGUGCUAAGGUAUUUUUGAAAUAUGUUUCAUUUUACAAUGUCGUAUAGUAAGACUUUAAUUGCCUAAGGAGGACUUCUGUAAAGGAUAAGAUA
This is a messenger RNA of Saccostrea cuccullata (small rock oyster), 1119 nucleotides long. RefSeq lists its product as uncharacterized. The record is from RefSeq and is a predicted model, not a curated record. The transcript is spliced from 3 exons. Bases 25 to 840 code for a protein of 271 amino acids. Lineage: Eukaryota; Metazoa; Mollusca; Bivalvia; Ostreida; Ostreidae.